AUGGAGGACUCUAAGCAACAAAUUCGCGAGCAUAUCAUGGAUCAAAUCCCAGAUACCAUAAAGAAUUUCCUUCAAACGGUUGAUCCAGCGGCGAUUCGAAUACUUGGUGAUACUCCCAAUAGCGUUCUCGACUCUAGAGAUUAUUUGGGAUCUAUACGUCCAUUUGUAUCAGCGGUCGAGCGUUCCCUUCGGCAACAUCGCCUAGACAAUCAGACUUCCUUCCUCGCUGUGAGCAUAUACCCCGGACGCCACUCUUAUUUCGUGCUAGACCUCAACAAUUCCGACUAUGUCUACGAGACUGCUCAUAACGACAUGAAUCCAAUAUCUGUCUACGUCCUUCGCCUAUCGAGAAAUCCCAAAAUUUUCAGAAAGGAAGCUCUAGAUAAAACGCUCGCUGAGACACUUGCAGAGAUGCACAACGGGCAUGGCUACGAGCCUCUACCUUUGUUUGAUGAUCAUAAUCAGAUUGUUCAAUACCACAACCCACGCAGCCUUCAGUCUUGA
Molecule: messenger RNA, 504 nt
Organism: Talaromyces rugulosus
Lineage: Eukaryota; Fungi; Ascomycota; Eurotiomycetes; Eurotiales; Trichocomaceae
Exons: 1
Coding region: 1-504 (167 amino acids)
Source: RefSeq, a predicted model, not a curated record